Messenger RNA from Dovyalis caffra, 3039 nucleotides. The record is from the annotation of a GenBank genome assembly. NCBI's taxonomy places the organism in Eukaryota, Viridiplantae, Streptophyta, Magnoliopsida, Malpighiales, Salicaceae.
AUGAGACCUAACGUAAACAUUGAAUACCUAUGGUGGCUCUCCUUGACUAUCCUGCUGGUUUUGGUGAUCGCAUCCACUUCUACAGCUGCCUCUCUUAAAGGCAACACGAAUCCCAUUUGCAAUGCCACAAUUGGUGAAUGCAGUGAAGAAGAGUUUUCUUUGGAAUCUGAAGUGUAUCAGAGACUUCUAGCCAAUCAAGCUGGUAAGUAUAUUAAUUAUGCAAGUUUAGUACAAAAUCAACGAGUUUGCGAUGCUCGCAUAUACGGCGACUGCGCAAAACCGAUCAAUGGUAACUCUCGGCCUUGCACUUACUACAAUCGGUGUAAACGUGGGUUUUGCGUAAGCUCUCUUACUCCAGCUUAUUCCGAAGAAAAAACAAAUAGCAUUAUGCUCAUCUUCAUCACUCUUUACCUUCUCCCUCUCCUCCAUCUCUUCCUUUCUGUUACUGCCACUGAAGAUUACUUGCUGCCAUACACUCCCACUGAUUUAAUACUCCUUAACUGUGGUGCAUCCUCUAACGCAUCGUCACCAGAUGGUCGCAGUUGGGAUGGUGAUUCCCAGUCUAAAUUCUCUGCCUCUAACCCCCAAAAUGCCUCAUCAGUGUUUGACGCCUCCACACAACAUUCCGUCGCCCGAGUCCCAUAUUUGACGGCCCGUAUUUUUCAUUCUAAAUUCACCUACACGUUUCCAGUCUUGCCUGGCCCAAAAUUUGUGCGUCUCUACUUUUAUCCAGCUACUUACUCAAACCUUGACAUGCCCAAAUCCUACUUUUCUCUCAGUGCCAAUAACUACAAGCUACUAAACAACUUUAGUGCCUCUCUUGCAGUUUCUGCUAUAAGACCUCCAGUUGACUACUUCACCAAAGAGUUCAUCAUCACCGUGUGGGACAACCAGAAGCUUGACUUAACCUUCACUCCAUCUCCAACAUCUUUCGCCUUCAUUAAUGGUAUCGAAAUCGUUUCCAUGCCAGACGGCUUCUAUGCUCGCGGCAAUGAUAACCCACUAACCUAUGUGGGCAACAAUUACUUCUUCUAUUUGGAUAACACCACUGCACUUGAGACAGUUUAUCGACUUAAUGUCGGUGGACAAGAUGUCAUUAAUACACGCGAUACUGGCAUGAGCAGAACAUGGCAUCAAGAUUUGGAUUAUCUCUUUGGAUCACCUGGGAACUUUCCUUAUCUACCUGUUGUUAAGAUAAAGUACACCCGCAACACACCAGCUUACACAGCACCUGUUAUGGUAUAUAGUACUAUGCGUUCGAUGGGUCCUGAACCACGUCUUAACAUAAAUUACAAUCUCACAUGGAUCUUCCCGGUUGAUGCUGGUUUCCAUUAUCUUCUUAGACUUCAUUUUUGUGAGACUCGAAUGGAGGUCAAACUUUUGAAUCAACAGGUAUUUUUCAUAUUCAUCAACAACCAAACAGCAGAGCAUGAUGCAGAUGUGAUCCACCUGAGCGGUGGUUACGGUAUUCCAGUGUACAAAGACUACAUCGUGCAGGUCCCUGAAGGAAGCCAGAGAAAGCUGGACUUGUGGCUCGCACUACACCCUAACAUGGACCUGAAACCUGCUUAUGCUGAUGCAAUCUUGAAUGGUUUGGAAAUAUUCAAGCUAAAUACAACAGAUGGAAAUCUUGCAGGACCGAACCCAGAACCAACAUUGACUCCUACACCAGCAGCAAAACAUCCAAGUCUACAAGAAAGCAGAAAGGGCAAAAGACCGUCAAUACCUCUGGUUAUAGGCAUCCUUGGAGGUGUGACUGGUGCUGUAUUUGCUUUCUCUCUUAUUCUUUAUCUCUUUGCUUUAAAACAGAAGAGAGUCAAGGACUCCAGUAAGAGUGAGGAAAAGUCCUCCUGGGCUCCCUUAUCACAAACAUCCAGGUCCACGACUACAGUCUCUUCAUCACUACCAACUGAUCUUUGUCGACGGUUUACAUUAGUUGAGAUCAUAGAAGCAACAAGAAACUUUGAUGAUCAACAUAUUAUUGGUUCAGGGGGAUUUGGUACUGUGUAUAAAGGAUACAUUGAAUACGGUUCCAUCCCAGUUGCCAUCAAACGACUAGAUUCGUUAUCAAAGCAAGGGACACGUGAGUUCCAGACUGAGAUUGAGAUGUUGUCCAAUCUUCGCCACCUCCAUCUUGUGUCAUUGAUUGGAUAUUGUGAUGAUCAUGAUGAGAUGAUCCUUGUGUACGAUUACAUGUCAAAAGGAACGCUUAGAGAACAUCUCUACAAAACAAAGAACUCUCCUCUUCCAUGGAAGCAGAGACUAGAAAUAUGUAUUGGUGCUGCAAAAGGGUUGCAUUAUCUUCAUUUAGGCGCAAAGCACACAAUCAUUCAUCGUGAUGUGAAGUCAACAAACAUAUUGCUGGAUGAGAAUUGGAUGGCUAAGGUUUCCGAUUUUGGGCUGUCCAGAUUAGGUCCCACUAGUGCAUCCCAAACCCAUGUUAGCACCGUCGUUAGAGGUAGUUUUGGAUAUGUAGAUCCGGAGUACUACCGUCGGCAACACCUCACAGAGAAAUCUGAUGUUUACUCAUUCGGUGUGGUUUUGUUUGAGGUGCUAUGUGCAAGGCCACCAGUGAUCCCAAGCUCACCAAAAGAGCAAGCAAGCUUAGCUGAGUGGGCACGGAAAUGUUAUCAAAGAGGAACCCUUGAUCAGAUCAUGGAUCCACAUUUAAGGGGUGAAGCUGCCCCUGUAUCUUUAAAUAAGUUCGGGGAGAUUGCUAACAGUUGCUUGCAUGGUAAAGGAAUUGAACGCCCAAAAAUGGGUGAUGUGGUUUGGGGCCUUGAGUUUGCGUUGCAGCUUCAACAAACUGCUGAGAAAAAUGUCAACGGUGUAGAUGGGGUCAACAUGGAAAAGGAAAGGUCAUUAUCACCGCAUGGAGAGGUCAUUACCACUGAUGGCGAUGACCUGUUUAGUGGAGCUGAGUCACUAUCAAGGACCACAGUUAGCACUCUUGAAGGAAGUAUCAACCAAAGGGAUUCGGAUCACGGAGCAAGGACAGAGGGUGUAUUUUCUGAAAUAAUUAGCCCAAAGGGACGAUGA